Molecule: messenger RNA, 1152 nt
Organism: Phacochoerus africanus (Common warthog)
Lineage: Eukaryota; Metazoa; Chordata; Mammalia; Artiodactyla; Suidae
Product: putative serine protease 47
Exons: 5
Coding region: 1-1152 (383 amino acids)
Biological process (GO): proteolysis
Molecular function (GO): serine-type endopeptidase activity
Source: RefSeq, a predicted model, not a curated record
AUGGUCUCAGAGGCGAGGCUUCAGCAAGUAGGAGGCCAGCCUGCAGCCCUCCUCUGGCUGCAGCUGGUGCUGCUGCCACCAUGGGCGCCCAUCACCACCCUAAACCUGCGAGGGUCCUGGGCCGACCCCGGCCCAGCUCCUGCAGCCGUGCGAGCAGUGGAGGGUGGGCCUCUGACUCCGGAAGCACAGCCAUUGGCCUGGGCAGCCACAGGUGGCAGGGGAGUCUCCACAGCGUGCGGGAAACCCAAGGUGAUGUGGCGGAUCACUGGUGGUCAGGAUGUGGUGGCUGGCCAGUGGCCAUGGCAGGCCAGCCUGAUGUACCAGGGCUUGCAUGUCUGUGGAGCUGUCCUCAUCAACUCCCGCUGGCUGGUUUCUGCUGCCCACUGCUUUCUCAAAAAAUCCCAUGCUCCAGAGAACUACCGGGUUCUGUUAGGAAGCACGCAGCUGUUUGAACACACUCAGCACACCCUGGAGAUGUCCGUGAGCCAGAUUGUCAUGCACCCAGACUUUGAGAAGCUUCAUCCCUUCGGAAGUGACAUAGCCAUGUUGCAGCUGCUCUUUCCUGUGAACUUCACUUCCUACAUCAUCCCUGCCUGCCUCCCAGCCCCUGGCUUGCAGCUGCCUAAUAAUGCAUCCUGCUGGAUAACUGGCUGGGGGAUGCUCAACGAGGAAACGCCUCUGCCCACACCCUUCCAUCUCCAGGAGGCUAAGGUGGGCCUCAUUGAGAACCAGUUCUGUAAUCUGGUAUAUGGACACAGGCUCAGCAAGAACUUCUCCGUGUAUGAGGAGAUGCUGUGUGUUGGGGACUUCUCUACAGGAAAGGCCAUCUGCCAUGGCGAUUCCGGGGGGCCCCUCGUCUGUGACCUCAUCAGUUCAUGGGUUCUGGUGGGGCUGGCCAGCUGGGGCUUGGACUGCCGACAUCCCACCUACCCCAGCAUCUUCACCAAUGUCAGCUACUUCUCCCAUUGGAUUGACGAGAUCCAGAAGUGCACACCCCUCCCUGAGCCCAUGGCCCCUCCUCCUCACACCCAGGUUCCAUCCCAGUCUCUGCAGGCUGCUGGCUCACCUGGGCCUGGCACAGCCUUUGUGCCUUCGGAGACCUGGACCCUGCUGCUGUUUGUGCUCCGGGUCCUGUGGCAGGCCUGGUGCUGA